GAAAUGAGGAAGAAAAAGCUCUCUGAGGUCUCUGCAGGAUUUACACAACUUCUUCUGAUUGGACACCGUGACGUGAUCAAAUGUCUCUGGCCUGGAUAUUAAAUUAAUAUUUACGCACUGUGUUCCCAACUUUCUAUAAACUGGAGCAAUGAUAUUUCGGGCCGCAGUAGAUCAUGCUAAGAAGUACCCCGGCCUCAUCCCCCAGUUCUUAUUCAUCGUUUUGGGGAUGGGCGGGGCGUCUCUGUAUCUGAUCCGGUUGGCCAAAGGACCCCAUGUCACCUGGAACAAGACCAACAACCCUGAGCCAUGGAAUAAACUUGACCCCACAUACCAGUACAAGUUUGUGGCCGUUACCACCGACUACAAGAGCCUGAAGAAGGACGGACCGGAGUUCUGAACAUCUCGCUGGCCUCCUCUCACAGACCAGAGUGGAAGAAAAACAGAAAAUCCCGAUCUGGGCUCAGAUUCCUUCCUUCUCCCUCCUCGAUGUCUUCACUGCAGGUGGAAGGUGAAAUGGAUCUUAGAUCAGGAUCUGUAACCCUUUAGUGUCUCUGUGCUUGUGAUCUGGUACAUUUGAUCAGGAUUGUCAGUGAAUAGAUCCUGAAUGCACAUAUGAAUAUGGAAAAAGUUGGAUACAUAAUUACACUCAUAUAUGACACACAUAUGCACACUGCACCAGACAAAUGUUAUUGCAUUGUUUAGCCAAUUUAAUACAAAUAAGGGAUACUAUACUAUACAUCACAGAUAACUGUUUUGUUAACCAUUUUGUUAGUGUAUUAUUUUGAAUGUUUCAGGCAGCUAUUGGUUUAAUUUCCGCUCUGUUACGUAUGAAAAUCAAUUAUCAGACUCACACAAGCUGCAGUGAUUAUGCAAAUAGGCUUCAGGUGUCUGCUAAUAAAGUUUGGAGACUGCCAAGAAUGGAGACAAAUAGCUGCCUGGAACAGAGUGGAAAAAUACAUCUGAAAUGUUUAAACUGCAUAGCAUGCAUAAAUGCAUAAAAUAAAUGAUUUGUAGUUAAGGGGCUAACAUCAACACUUUUAAAGGUUUUUCAAUGUCAACGUGAAAAUAUCUUCUUCUGCGGCUGAAAAUUCUGUAUGUUUUUAUAAGUUGUAAGUGUACAGCUUUAUGUAAAACAACCUUUGAUGUAAUAUAAUUCGCCUGCUGGAACGCAAUGAUGGUCAAAUGAAUGUGAGUUUGUCUUCAUGUGUUUCUUCAUAACUGGCUUUGUGGCUUUGGCUAUUGUUGUUUUAGCAGCCACUAAAUUCAGCAACGACUGUAAGUUAUAGUGAGAGACGUAUAAACUGGGCUGGAUUCUUUCAAUAAACAAAAUGUCUGUUUUAUGUUUGGA
This is a messenger RNA of Cottoperca gobio, 1348 nucleotides long. It is a transcript of the gene ndufa4l2a, whose product is annotated as NDUFA4 mitochondrial complex associated like 2a. The transcript has 5 exons. Bases 149 to 397 code for a protein of 82 amino acids. Lineage: Eukaryota; Metazoa; Chordata; Actinopteri; Perciformes; Bovichtidae. The record is from RefSeq and is a predicted model, not a curated record. Gene Ontology annotation, cellular component: respiratory chain complex IV.